Messenger RNA from Pipra filicauda (Wire-tailed manakin), 1161 nucleotides. RefSeq names its product olfactory receptor 1509-like. Gene Ontology annotation, biological process: G protein-coupled receptor signaling pathway. Gene Ontology annotation, molecular function: G protein-coupled receptor activity; olfactory receptor activity. Gene Ontology annotation, cellular component: membrane. The transcript has a single exon. NCBI's taxonomy places the organism in Eukaryota, Metazoa, Chordata, Aves, Passeriformes, Pipridae. The coding region runs from base 130 to 1056 and encodes 308 amino acids. The record is from RefSeq and is a predicted model, not a curated record.
AAAAACAGCAGCACAUGCACGCUGCUGUCACCAUCCGUGACCCUUGGAGCUGUAGCACAUUCCCUUCUCUUGCUGGCCAGCCCAUGACUGCCCCUCAGCACCUGUGCCACGGGAGCCUGAGCUGCAGCCAUGGCACAGAGCAACUUCUCCCAGGUGACUGAAUUCAUCCUCCUGGGGCUCUCUGACACCAGGGAGCUGCAAGUCGCCUUCUUCACCAUCUUCUUCCUGGCCUACACCAUGGUUCUGCUGGGGAACCUUCUCAUCAUUGUGACAGUCAGGACUGACCCCAAGCUCUCCUCACCCAUGUACUUUCUCCUCUGCAACCUGUCCUUCCUCGAUAUCUGCUACACCUCUGUCACCAUUCCCAGGAUGCUGGUGGACCUGCUCUCCCGCAGGAAGGCCAUUGUGUUUGAAGGCUGCAUUGCCCAGCUCUUCUUCCUGCACUUUGUUGGCUCCUCGGAGAUGUUCCUGCUCGCCGUGAUGGCCUACGACCGCUACACGGCCAUCUGCAAGCCCCUGCACUACACGGCCAUCAUGAGCCGCUGGGCCUGCUGGCUGCUGGUCUGCUCCUGCUGGGCAGGGGGGUUCCUGCACUCCAUCACCCAGACUUGGCUCACAAUCCAGCUCCCCUUCUGCGGCCCCAACACCAUCGACAGCUACUUCUGCGACGUGCAGCCCGUCAUCCGCCUGGCCUGCGCCGACAUCUACCUCACCCAGUGGCUCAUGGCCUCCAACAGCGGCCUCAUCUCCCUGGGCUGCUUCCUGCUGCUGCUCACCUCCUACACGCUCCUCCUGCUCUCCCUCCGGGGACGCCUCACCCAGGGCCACUGCAAGGCGCUCUCCACCUGCGCCUCGCACCUGCUGGUCGUCACCCUCUUCUUCCUGCCCUGUAUCUUCAUCUACCUGAGGCCCCCCUGCACCUUCCCCUUCGACAAGUACGUCUGUGUCAUCUACACCAUCUUGUCCCCGCUGAUGAACCCCCUCAUCUACACCCUGAGGAAUAACGAGGUGAAGGAAUCCAUGCAGAGGCUGUGGAAGUGCUGCAGCGUCUUCUGAGACUUGCACCUGGAGGGACGUUCCUACAGACUGAUGGCUUGGUGACUAAUGCCUACACACUUCAAAUUAGGUGUGUGGAUCUAUACACACACAUAUAUAAAUAUU